Messenger RNA from Mycena indigotica, 1296 nucleotides. RefSeq names its product W2 domain-containing protein. Gene Ontology annotation, molecular function: protein binding. Gene Ontology annotation, cellular component: cytoplasm; membrane. The transcript has 10 exons. Bases 25 to 1296 code for a protein of 423 amino acids. Lineage: Eukaryota; Fungi; Basidiomycota; Agaricomycetes; Agaricales; Mycenaceae. The record is from RefSeq and is a predicted model, not a curated record.
CAACUUGACUUCGCUCCGCUGUGCAUGUCCAGUUCCACCGCUGCGAAGCCGUCGUUAACCGGUGUCAGAAUCAAAGCCCGAAAGGGAGCUGUCAAGGCCCAAGCAAAGCACGAGCCCAGUGUUUUUAGAGACCAACUCUAUAAACAUCUCGAGACUGUACCAGAAAACGACUUUGAUUCGUUCACUACCAAGCUAGUCCAAGCAGGAUCCACUCUAGAAUACCUCAAAUAUGCAGAUGCCCUUUUCGAGAUCGUCCUCGUCGGUGGUCUUUUGCAGCCAGGUGGCAGUUACGUCGAUGAUGGCGCACCCGUAUCGCCCUUCACAAUCUUCAAUGCGAAGGAGCCAGCUGAGGUGGACGACCUAAAGAAAUACGUUGAGGUUUUGAACAAGUUGAUCCGGAGAUACAAAUAUCUUCAGAAGCCACUUGAGGAGUCAUCGUUACCGACUCUCCUCCAAUAUGUCCAUCGUUGGUCUCCCGCUCAGAAGGACAAACUGGCCUAUACUACUGGCCUGCUUCUCUCUCAAGGUCUUGCCAAUGCGUCGUGUCUGCAGAGUCUUACCAAAGAUCAUCUCAUCAAAGACUCUUUAUCGGUCUCCGUUGUCACUUUGAUUUUCAAGGCAUACCUUGUCGAUCAGUCUAUGGAUCACCUUGCAGGCACUCUCAAGCGCGGGGGAAUCAAAGAUCUUUUGUUGUUUUUCCCUCCGAAUAAGCGCACCAACCAAGAGCUCGAAGAGCACUUCAAGAAAGCCGGUCUCGUGAACGUUGCAGAGUGGUGGGCUAAGCGCCAAUCAGCAGUCAUCAAAGACAGCAUUAUCAAAGACCUCCGCGAGUCGCUCGAACGCGAAGAUACUCCGGAACAGAUUGUCGCGUCCAUCAAGGCUCGUCAAGAAGAGUCGCCUCUUGCUGAAACGGAGCUUGUUUCGUGUAUUUGGCAGGGCCUCAUGGCUUCGGUAGACUGGAGCGCGCGGCCGGACCAGAUCGAAGGUCUGGCUUUGCGAGAAGUCGGCAAAUAUACCCCCAUCAUCCAACCCUUCUGCAACGGUGCAAAGACCGAAGUCGCGCUGAUCAACGUAGUUCAAGUGUAUUGUUAUGAAGACACACGCAUCAUCAAAGCCUUUCCGCAAAUUCUCAAAGUUCUGUAUAAUAAGGACUGUAUCUCCGACCAAGCAAUCAUAUACUGGCAUCAGAAAGGCUCCAAGCCUCAGGGCAGGCAGCAUUUCCUCAAGAGCACAGAGGCCCUCGUCAAAUACCUGCAGGAGCAGGAGGACGACAGUGACGAAGACGAAGACGAAUAA